AUGUCGUCCCCAAUGCAACAAGUUGAACUUCCCACUGCCAAGUGGGGAACUUUGGGGCAACCGCUGCAACAUGAAGGCAGCCAUAUGACCCAACAACAGUCACACCAGCACCCUCUCGUGGACAUCGAAUCCCGGAACUCGGCGUGGAUUUGUGUCCUCGGCUCAUUCCUCUUUCUCAUGCCUUCGUUCGGGUUUAUGCAAUCCUCCGGGGCUAUACAGUCAUUUCUAUUGGAGAACCAGUUAAGAGACUACUCCGCCCGAGAUGUUGGUUGGAUCACAGGAGUCUACAGCUUUCUCACGAUGCUCCUCGGUAUACAGGCAGGUCCACUGAUGGAUGUUUACGGGCCCAAGCUCCUUGGACCGCUCGCAGCGGGAUUAAUUGUCCUGAUGUUCCUCCUACUCGCAGAGUGUGCAACACUUUGGCAGUUUAUACUCUGCUUGGGUGUUUUAGGAGGUAUUGGGAACGCUAUCGCUACGACCGUGGGCAUUGCUGUGAUUGGAAAACUCUUCAAUCGCCGUAAAGGUUUGGCGCUAGGCCUCGCCUUGUCCGGAUCCUCAACCGGAGGGAUCAUAUUUCCCUUGGCCCUUAGACAGAUGUUCCCCAUGUGGGGAUGGGAGUGGUCGAUGAGGGCCAUCGGAUUUCUUACUAUACUGAUCAUGGUCCUGGGCAUCAUCUGUCUUCUUCCAUUUACGAGCUUGCACACCGCGUUAGAGAGCGAUGGCGUAUCUGCAGGAAGAAACAGAAAGAAAGCCGUGAUGGACUUUUCCGCCUUCAGCUCGGUACCCUUCUCGCUAAUCUGCGGCGCCAUUGCGCUUCUCGAGUUUGUCAUUUUCGGUGCGACAGCAAUUCUUCCCACCCUGGUGGCUUUGUCGGGUUUCCCAAUGGAGCAUGGCUUCAACAUGCUAGCCAUCCUCAACGGCUUGUCGUCGCUUGGCCGUAUUCUCCCCGGGCUGGUAGGCGAUCGCCUGGGUCAUUACAACAUUCUCCUUGUGAUGAUCGUUUUCACACUUAUAUGCACCGCCGCAACACUCACUGCGUUUGGAUCGACCCGAAUCGAAGCUUUGUAUGCUUUUUCUGCACUUUGGGGCUUCGGAACAGGAUCAUUUCUCUCCCUUGCGCCUGGUAAGUCCAAAUUUGUACUUUUGAAUAUGACCUGCAUUGGCUCAUAG
Molecule: messenger RNA, 1170 nt
Organism: Colletotrichum orchidophilum
Lineage: Eukaryota; Fungi; Ascomycota; Sordariomycetes; Glomerellales; Glomerellaceae
Product: riboflavin transporter MCH5
Exons: 2
Coding region: 1-1170 (389 amino acids)
Biological process (GO): transmembrane transport
Cellular component (GO): fungal-type vacuole membrane
Molecular function (GO): transmembrane transporter activity
Source: RefSeq, a predicted model, not a curated record